This is a messenger RNA of Glycine soja, 606 nucleotides long. RefSeq lists its product as uncharacterized. The transcript is spliced from 3 exons. Bases 1 to 606 code for a protein of 201 amino acids. The record is from RefSeq and is a predicted model, not a curated record. Lineage: Eukaryota; Viridiplantae; Streptophyta; Magnoliopsida; Fabales; Fabaceae.
AUGGGGAGUGAAAAUAAUCGUGACUCAGAUGAAGCUCCACAGCAGCGAAGACCCACAACAUCCGCAUGUUGGCAACGAGAAGCUGCCCCUAUUGCUGAGGAUGCUCAUCAUGUGGAUGAACAUGAUGAACAUCCCGGGGAUCCAGUCCCUAUUGUUGAGGAAGACCUUGAAUGUCCUAAAUUGAAGUUAUCCUCCAAUGGAAGGAAGAUUCAGAAAUUCGAGAGACCUGUUGUAGAGAUUGAAGGGUUAGUUGUUGCCACAAAAUUAAGUUCUCUGGUCACAUGUUCAUUGGACACUGACGAUCGGGGACUCAUAUCAACUUUUACGGAGAUGUUGCAUAAAGAAACUAGUAGUUUCCAUCUUCCUGUAAGAGAGGUUACCAUCACCCUCGAUGAUGUGGUCUCUUUGCUUCAUCUGCCCAUUACAGGCACCUUCCAUAGCUUUGAGACUGUGCAUGUUGACGAAGCGGUGUUGUUGUUAGUGGAAUUACUUGAAGUCAAUGCAGAUGAAGCCAAAGUUGAGACAUGUUGGAUUUAUGAGCAUUUUCCAUCUGUUGAUGAGGCUAUUACUACUGAAGACUAUCAUAGGAGACUUGCCAAACAAUAG